GAGCUUAUGCAUUUCGUUCAGCAAGAAUUUUAAAACAAUAUUGUAUCCAAUUAUUAGAUGAAGCUGUUGGAUCUUCAGGAGAAUAUUAUACAACCAAUAUUAUUAAAUUAAUGUUAGAAGAUCAAGAACGUUUUGUUGGAAUUGAAGUUAAUAUUAAUGAUUUUGUUUGUGUUGGAAUUCCUGUUCAAUUAAUUGACUUUUUAAAAAAACUCAAAACGGACCAACAUUCUUAUCCUGUUAGAAAAAUGAGAUUUUGUUUUGAUUUGGAUAAUACAUUAGUUUCUUAUCCAACAAAAUAUGGAGAUUAUAGUACAGUUCAACCAAAAGCACAAAAUAUUCAAUUAGUACGAGAAUUACAUAAGGCUGGACAUUAUAUUAUUAUUCAAACAGCACGAAGAAUGAGAACACAUCAUGGUAAUGUUGGUGCUGUUAUUGCUGAUAUUGGACGAGUGACAUUAGAAACAUUGGCUCAAUUUGAAAUUCCGUAUGAUGAAAUUUUUUUUGGAAAACCAUAUGCUCAUAUUUAUAUUGAUGAUUCAGCUAUUAAUGCAUUAAUUGAUACAGCUAAAGAAAUUGGAUGGGUACUUGACAAUACUGAGUCCGAUGGAGAAAAGGAUAAAAAAAUAAAACCUUUUAUUACUUCUCGAGAUUUACAUACGAUUGAACAAUUAGAUAAUCUUAUUAUUAAAACUUCGUCAAUCGAUGAUUUACGAGGAGAAAUUUAUUUCUAUGAAAAUAUUCCAUUGAAUAUUAAGGAUUUAUUUCCACGAUUAGAUCGCAUUGAAACAAAUAAAGAUGCGGGAGUUUCAUCACUUGUUAUUGAAAAAAUUAAUGGAAUAACUUAUUCACAUUUAUUAACAAAUUCUGUUUUAACUCAAGAUCGUUUACAAAAACUUUUAUUAUCUUUAAAACGUAUUCAUUUAUCAUUACCAAUCGAAUCUGUAGCAUCCCAAACAAAUAUUUAUUUGAAUUAUUCACCGAAGAUCUUAUCACGUUAUAAUCAAUAUAUUGAUAUUUAUUCAAAUUUAGAUAAACAUUUUCAAUCAUCAUUAAUUCAUUCGAAAGAACUAUGUGAUUAUUUAAUUAAAUAUUUCAAUGAUUAUGAAACAUCUAAACGUGGUCGAUAUAAUUCAAUAAUUCAUGGUGAUCCAGUUUUUAGCAAUGUUUUAUUAACACCACAAAGUGAUGUCAUUUUCUUGGAUAUGAGAGGUUCUCUAGGAACACAACUUACUUUAGAAGGUGAUUUAAAUUAUGAUUUAGCAAAAGUCUAUCAAUCAUUAACUGGAUAUGAUUUUGUUUUAUUAAAUAAAGUCGAUUAUUUCUCAACAGAUAUGGUGAAAAAGUACAUGUCUGAACUUAUUGAAACAUUUCAAACGUUUAUUUCAAAAGAAUAUACAAAUCUUACAAAUUUCGAUGAGUUAAAAAUGAUUACAGCACAAUUAUAUUUCACUUUAAUUCCAUUAUAUAGUGAUUUUCAAAAACAAAUUCAAUUUUAUAAAAUUGCAGUUCAACUUUAUAAUGAAAGUAUUUCACAACAAUUAGAUUCUAUUCAAUUAAAUGACAAACAUUUAUAG
This is a messenger RNA of Adineta steineri, 1574 nucleotides long. The record is from the annotation of a GenBank genome assembly. NCBI's taxonomy places the organism in Eukaryota, Metazoa, Rotifera, Eurotatoria, Adinetida, Adinetidae.